AUGGCAAGAGAUAAGGCCCCAGGGGUGGAUGGACUCCCAAUGGAAGUCUAUAAGGUAUUUCAAGGGAUAUUGCUUCCCGAACUGCUUAAGGUGUUUGAAUUCUCUCUGGAUGCUGGGUCGCUGCCGCCUUCUAUGCAAGAAGCACUAAUUGUAGUCAUACCGAAGCCUGGGAAGGAUCCCAAGUAUCCGGAUUCUUACAGGCCAAUAUUGCUGUUGACAGUGGAUGUAAAACUGCUAACGAAAGUGUUGGCGACACGGUUGUCUCGGUUGAUUCUCACCAUAGUACAUCCGGAUCAAACAGGCUUUAUGCCCGGCAAAUCUACUGCCAUUAAUAUCCGGAGAUUGUACACCAGUUUACAGAUUCCAGGGGAGGAUAGUGGUGAUAGAGCUGUGCUGACGCUUGACGCUGCUAAGGCGUUUGAUAGUAUAGAAUGGAAAUAUCUUUGGACGGUGCUGAAUUGUAUGGGCUUUGGUACUCAAUUUAUUAGAUGGGUCCAAGUGCUCUAUUCCACUCCACGAGCACGGAUUAGAGCCAACGGAGGAAUAUCUGACUACAUUAAUUUGCAAAGAGAUUACGCUACCAGAUAUCCUGAGGCAAUUCCACUGCGCCAUACAUCGGCUAAGCUUAUAGCCAAAGAAUUAAUGGGCAUGUUCUCUCAGGUAGGGAUACCUAAGGAGAUCUUGACAGACCAGGGGACUCCCUUCAUGUCGAAGGUCAUGAAGGAACUCUGCCGGUUGUUAAAUGUUAAACACUUACACACGUCUGUUUACCAUCCCCAAACAGACGGGCUUGUGGAAAGGUUUAACAAAACUUUAAAGACCAUGCUCAAGAGAGCCGUGUCCAAAGAUGGGAAGGACUGGGAUCUUUUGCUGCCGUAUGUAUUAUUCGGUGUGCGAGAAGUGCCCCAGGCCUCCACUGGGUUCUCGCCCUUUAAACUAUUGUACGGCAGACAUCCUCGGGGGUUGCUUGACGGAACUAAAGAAGCAUGGGAGCAACAGCCCACCCCACACAAGAGUGUUAUCGAACACAUAGAGAAAAUGCAAGAAAGAAUAGGGACAGUUCUGCCGAUUGUCCGGGACCAUAUGGAGGCGGCACAACUGGCCCAGAGCCAGGUAUACAACCGGGCCACCCAGGUAAGGACUUUUAACCUGGGCGACCGGGUACUGUUACUUGUGCCCACGGUCGACAGUAAAUUCCUUGCUAGGUGGCAGGGACCCUACGAAGUGAUGGAGAAAGUAGGACCAGUGAACUACAAGGUAUACCAGCCGGGUCGGCAAAAGCCCACUCUCUGUCUUGACUGCGGGGAAGGCUCUGGUUCCACCAGUGAUCCUGCAGAAAGCCUCCUCUGCGUCCGACAUGACAUUGUCACCGAGCCCCAGGUCAAAGUUCGCUUAAAGCCAUAUCGGAUGCCUGAGGCUCGGCGACAAGCCAUCUCUAAAGAAGUGAAGUCGAUGUUGCGACUAGGGGUCAUUGAAGAGUCUCGGAAGCAGAGUACGGAGGACAUUUCUACAGAUAACCGCCCAGAUGACUGUACCAGGAACUUAGAGAAACCUCUGGUAUCUUUGGAUUUUGAAGUAGAUGACUGUGGUAUCACACGAGAUACAUUUGAAGAGCAUGCCAAUAUCCAAGAUAUAUCUUCAUCCAAUCACAGCAACAAUGCAUCAUUUGAUUCUUUUAAACAGGUCCGAUGUUCUGAUUCAUCACAGACUGUAACACAGAAUAAAAGUCACAGAAGAAGUGCUAAACAUCCAACAGCACACGUAGAAGAAAAGCCAUUUUCAUGUUCAGAAUGUGGUAAAAGUUUCAACCAUAAAUCACAUCUUGUUAUACACGAGAGAACUCACACAGGGGAGAAGCCAUUUUCAUGUUCAGAAUGUGGGAAAUGUUUUCACCGACAAUCACAUCUUGUUAUACAUCAGAGAAUUCACAUCGGGGAGAAGCCAUUUUCAUGUUCAGAAUGUGGGAAAUGUUUUAACCAGAAAUCAACUCUUGUUAGACAUCAAAAAACUCACAGAGAAGAGAGGCCAUUUUCAUGUUCAGAUUGUGGAAAAUGUUUUAAGCAGAAAUCAAGUCUCUUUUCACAUAAAAAAACUCACAAAGAGAAGCCAUUUUCAUGCUCAGAAUGUAGUAAGCGUUUUACUCGCAAAUCAUAUCUUGUUGUACAUCAGAGAACUCACACAGAGGAGAGGCCAUUUUCAUGUUCAGAAUGUGGAAAAUGUUUUACGCAGAAAUCAUAUCUUGUUAUACAUCAGAGAAUUCACACCGGGGAGAAGCCAUUUUCAUGUUCAGAAUGUGGGAAAUGUUUUAAGCAGAAAUCAUAUCUUGUUAUACAUCAGAGAAUUCACACCGGGGAGAAGCCAUUUUCAUGUUCAGAAUGUGGGAAAUGUUUUAAGCAGAAAUCAUAUCUUUUUAUACAUCAGAGAAUUCACACCGGGGAGAAGCCAUUUUCAUGUUCAGAGUGUGGGAAAUGUUUUAGCAAUAAUCCAGAGCUUGUUGUACAUCAUAGAACUCACACAGGAGAGAAGCCAUAUUCAUGCUCAGAAUGUGGGAAAUGUUUUAAGCAUAAAUCAAAUCUUGAUAAACAUCAGAAAGUUCACACAGGGGAGAAGCCAUUUUCAUGUUCAGAAUGUGGGAAAUGUUUUAACCAGAAAUCAGCUCUUGUUACACAUCAAAAAACUCACAGAGAAGAGAGGCCAUUUUCAUGUUCAGAUUGUGGAAAAUGUUUUAAGCAGAAAUCAAGUCUCUUUUCACAUAAAAAAACUCACAGAGAAGAGAAGCCAUUUUCAUGCUCAGAAUGUAGUAAGCGUUUUACUCGCAAAUCAUAUCUUGUUGUACAUCAGAGAAAUCACACAGAGGAGAGGCCAUUUUCAUGUUCAGAAUGUGGAAAAUGUUUUACGCAGAAAUCAUAUCUUGUUAUACAUCAGAGAAUUCACACCGGGGAGAAGCCAUUUUCAUGUUCAGAAUGUGGGAAAUGUUUUAAGCAGAAAUCAUAUCUUGUUAUACAUCAGAGAAUUCACACCGGGGAGAAGCCAUUUUCAUGUUCAGAAUGUGGGAAAUGUUUUAAGCAGAAAUCAUAUCUUUUUAUACAUCAAGAAACUCACAGAGAAGAGAAGCCAUUUUCAUGCUCAGAAUGUAGUAAGCGUUUUACUCGCAAAUCAUAUCUUGUUGUACAUCAGAGAAAUCACACAGAGGAGAGGCCAUUUUCAUGUUCAGAAUGUGGAAAAUGUUUUAAGCAGAAAUCAACUCUCUUUUCACAUAAAAAAACUCACAGAGAAGAGAGGCCAUUUUCAUGUUCAGAAUGGUACUGUAGUCCACCUAUUCCAGUUACUACUUUAGAUGCCCUCCUCUGA
Bufo bufo (common toad) is the source of this 3351-nucleotide messenger RNA. Its product is annotated as zinc finger protein 420-like. Gene Ontology annotation, molecular function: DNA-binding transcription repressor activity, RNA polymerase II-specific; nucleic acid binding. The record is from RefSeq and is a predicted model, not a curated record. Gene Ontology annotation, biological process: DNA integration; negative regulation of transcription by RNA polymerase II. Bases 1 to 3351 code for a protein of 1116 amino acids. The transcript has 6 exons. NCBI's taxonomy places the organism in Eukaryota, Metazoa, Chordata, Amphibia, Anura, Bufonidae.